AUGCUAGAUGAAACAGAAAAAAACGACAGAAUGAGCGCCCUGAUUGGGCAGGUCAUUCAGCUCGAGGACGAAGUUCAGCGAGUGCGCGAGGAGAACCGGGUGCUGAAAGAGAACAUUGUAAACUCAAAUCGCAAUCUGUCGCAGGAAAUAGUAUGUGCUGUUGUAGCGCGCAUAGAUGCGCUCAGGCAGGAGCUGCACGCCAGCAAAAAGCCCGAGCUGGAUGGGCGCGUGCAGGAGGCUGUGCACGUUCUCCACGCAGUCACUGAAGGGCUGAAGAGCAUUGCAGUCCAGCUCGAGCAGGAAAUAAGGGGGCUCCUUGAAUCGAGCUACUCGCAGUACAAGGAAAUCCAGGAGAUGUCCCAGAAGCUGGAGCUGUACGCAGAGAUAACCCGGAAGCUUCUGGUGAUAAAGGAUGAGUACAUGAAGACCCGGCGCAUGGGCUAG
Molecule: messenger RNA, 444 nt
Organism: Nematocida major
Lineage: Eukaryota; Fungi; Microsporidia
Exons: 1
Coding region: 1-444 (147 amino acids)
Source: RefSeq, a predicted model, not a curated record